AAUUGGCCCAUGGGGGCAUUCCCACCACCAGAAGUAUUGGUGUACGUGAAGGUGCCAACUAAAUUGCCUGCUGGACUGAUAUGGAAGGUUGAUCAUGUCCUAGCUACGGAUCCCACUGUGAAUUGCCAGUCUGAUGAAAUGAACAAAGCCACAAGGAAUUAUCCCAAGUUAAUUAAGCAAUGUGCAGUUGAUGAAUAUGUUAUCUACAAGUGUAAUCUUGGACAGAUUAAUUCAUCUAUAAUCCAUAUUACUGGGAUGAUGUAUACCAAAAACAAUACAGAGCAUUCCCUUCAUUCCAAGCUUUGCACAGCCUUGUGGGUAGAAUUUAAUACCGGAAGAUUCAAAAAUUUCUACGGUCAUGAAUUUGCCCAGGUUCAGGUCACAGAAGUGGAGGUGAUCAUCGCGAUGAAUUAUCUCCCCAUUAUAAUAGGCAGUGCCAUUGGAGGCUUGUUCUUGCUUAUUCUCUUCAUUGUAGGACUUUAUAAGUGUGGAUUCUUCAAACGUAAUUAUAAGCAGAAGAUAGAACUUCAGGAAGAAAAUGAGAAUGCAUUACAAACAGCUGACAACCUAGAGGAUGGUGCUGAGAAAGAAGGUUCUCAGAUGGGGGCCGACAAAGAGAAUGAAACCAAACUCUUUACAGAACCAUCGAAUAAAGAAAAUGAGGCUCAAUGACCAAAUCGUGUUCCUCUCCAGAGACUACAGCCAAGGCUACUUGAUAUAAAUGCUCCAUGUGAAAAAAAGGGAGACUUUUUGGUGCUGGCAAUGAAGACUUUUAUAAAUGAAAAAAGGAGCUAUGAUUGCAUUUAUUUCAGGGGCUUCUACUGGCCGUCUUGGAAAGAGAGCCAUAAUCUGUAUUUGUAGAGGCCGUAGAUGACGGGUACACACGAUCAGAUGGCCAGAACAAGAUUUAGGCAGGAACUGCAUCUCUCUAAACAAAUGUGUUUGUCUGCGUCCUCUGCUAGCCCCUUGAUCCAAGACAAAUCAGCUGUUUUGCGCACAUAUUGUUUUUAAGGCUCUUUUCUAGAGAAUAGCAGAUUUUUGUCCUUUUUUCGUCUAUCAGUUGCACACCAGAAAUAGGUAAGACUUAAAAUGGGAACUUUGCAAAUCAGUGUUGCUCCCCCUCUCCCCACUUGGCAAAGGACAAAAGCAAUUCUCUGGAAUUCUGGACAGGAACCUAGCUACAGUCCAUUAGAUAAAUAAAUUCCCCUCUGAGAUUACAGGGGCCAAAUCCAACAACCAGUUUACCACUUCCACUUUCUUACCAGACUCCGAAAUCCUGAUCUCAGGAACCCUCAAAAGAGUGGGAGGAGAGGAGACAGAAUGGAUAGGGCCAGGAGCUUCACCAUCUGAAGUACUGUUGGCCUUGCAGGUGUCUCUAAAUACUCUUGAUCUGAUUUUUUUUUUUAGAUUUUUUUAUCCCAUCUUUAUUAUUUUUAUAAAUAACUCAAGGUG
Messenger RNA from Python bivittatus (Burmese python), 1452 nucleotides. The record is from RefSeq and is a predicted model, not a curated record. Lineage: Eukaryota; Metazoa; Chordata; Lepidosauria; Squamata; Pythonidae.